Messenger RNA from Mobula hypostoma (lesser devil ray), 546 nucleotides. Its product is annotated as zinc finger protein 664-like. Lineage: Eukaryota; Metazoa; Chordata; Chondrichthyes; Myliobatiformes; Myliobatidae. The record is from RefSeq and is a predicted model, not a curated record. Bases 1 to 546 code for a protein of 181 amino acids. The transcript has a single exon.
AUGUCUCACCAGCGAGUUCACACCAGGGAGCAGCCGUUCACCUGCUCGGACUGCGGGAAGGGAUUCACUUGCUCAUCUCAACUGAAGGUACAUCAGCGAGUUCACACUGGAGAGAGGCCAUUCAUCUGCUCAGACUGUGGGAAAGGAUUCACUCAGUCAUACCAUCUGCUGACACACCAGCGAGUUCACACUGGGGAGAGACCGUUCACCUGCGCAGACUGUGGGAAGAGAUUCACUUGGUCAACCGAUCUGGUGACACACCAGCGAGUUCACACUGGGGAGAGGCCGUACACCUGUUCAGACUGUGGGAAGGGAUUCAUUUGCUCAUCUGAACUGAAGGUACAUCAGCGAGUUCACACUGGGGAGAGGCCGUACACCUGCUCAGACUGUGGGAAGGGAUUCACUCAGUCAUCGAGCCUACAGAGACACCAGCGAGUUCACACUGGAGAGAGGCCGUUCACCUGCUCUCAAUGUGGGAAGGGAUUCGCUCAGUCAUCUAACCUUGUGACACACUACCGUGUUCACACUGGGGGGAAGUUUCAAUAA